AAGUCAUCCAACUCUCGUAAUUCAUAUUCCAUAGCUGUCUUCUCCUGACAUUGUGUGUGUUUAGUAGGAAUGGAGAAGUCGAAGAAACUGCUGAUACUAUACGCAACUCAAACGGGGAACGCAUUGGAUGUGGCCGAGCGUCUUGCUCGAGAAGCGGAGCGACGAGCCUGCAGCGUCGUGAUUCGUUCAACCGAUGAAUAUGAUGCUAGCUCGUUGCCUGCAGAGGACACUGUAAUUUUUGUUGUUUCUACCACAGGCCAGGGGGAUCCUCCAGAUUCAAUGAAGGUAUUUUGGAGGUUUCUUCUGCAAAGAAAUCUUGGCAGCCAUUGGUUGGAAGGAGUUCAUUAUGCGGUGUUUGGAUUAGGUGAUUCUGGGUACCAGAAAUAUAACUUUGUUGCAAAGAAGCUUGAUAAAAGACUUUCAGACCUUGGGGCUACAGCUGUUAUUGAGAGAGGUUUGGGAGAUGAUCAGCAUCCUUCAGGGUAUGAAGCUGCUUUGGAUCCUUGGAUGUCAUCAUUGUGGAGUGGGUUAAAUGAGAUCAAACCCGAUUUCUUUCCUGAAGGUCCAAAUUUCUUGGUUCCGGUUGAAGAAUUAAUUGGCCAACCAAAAUUUCAAGUCACUUAUCAUAACAUAGACAACAUGGAUUCCCAAUUAUCAACUGCAACAGAUUUUAAAUACCUUCAGAUGCAAAUUGGGAGUGCUCGCUCAAUGUUCUCUGGAAAAGUUCCUCAUGAAAAGAGCAAGCCUGAUACCUUUCUUAAAAUGGUGAAAAAUUGCCCAUUGACUAGAGUGAGCCAUGAAAAAGAUGUGCGUCACUUUGAGUUUGAAUUUGUUUCUCAGGUAAUUCAGUAUGAAGUUGGCGAUGUUCUAGAGGUUCUCCCUUCACAGAAUCCUGCAGCAGUUGAUACUUUCAUAGAGCGCUGUAACUUGGAUCCUGAAUCAUUCAUAACAGUCCAUCCUAGAGAAAUGGAAAAUCACCAUCUUGAUAACAGGUUAACUCCUCUGGAUGUACCCAUUAAAUUAAGAACUUUUGUGGAACUGACGAUGGAUGUUGCAUCUGCUUCCCCCAGGCGCUAUUUCUUUGAGGUUAUGAGCUUCUUUGCGACUGCUGAACAUGAGAAAGAAAGACUUCAGUAUUUUGUUUCACCUGAAGGAAGAGAUGAUCUUUAUCAGUACAACCAGAAGGAAAGACGAACCGUUCUGGAGGUAUUGGAGGAUUUCCCUUCUGUGAAAAUGCCAUUUGAAUGGUUGGUGCAAUUGGUUCCACCACUGAAAAACAGGGCUUUCUCCAUUUCCUCUUCCCCUUUGGCUCACCCAAAUCAAGUGCAUUUGACUGUGGAUGUUGUCUCAUGGACAACACCUUUCAAGCGGAAAAGGAGGGGCCUUUGCUCGACAUGGCUAGCCAGUCUCGAUCCCGAACAAAGGAUUCACAUUCCAGUAUGGUUUCAUAAAGGUUUGCUGCCUCCCCCACCACAUUCACUUCCCCUCAUUCUCAUUGGACCCGGAACCGGUUGUGCACCUUUUCGCGGAUUUGUGGAGGAAAGAGCUGUACAGAGUCAAUCUAGUAUAAUUGCUCCAACUCUUUUCUUCUUUGGUUGCCGAAACAAGGAUAAUGACUUUCUAUAUAGAGAUUUGUGGUUGUCUCGUUCACAAAACGAUGGGGUGCUUUCAGAAGCCAAGGGUGGUGGGUUUUAUGCCGCCUUCUCGAGGGAUCAACCUCAGAAGGUUUACGUGCAACAUAAAAUGCGGGAACAAAGCGAAAGGAUUUGGAAUUUGCUAUGUGAGGGAGCAGCCAUCUAUGUUGCAGGGUCUUCAACAAAGAUGCCAUCAGAUGUCAUGGUAGCCUUGGAGGAGAUUAUAUCAAAGGAAAGUGGGACUCCGAGAGAAUCGGUGGCGAGAUGGCUUAGGUCUUUAGAAAAGGCCGGUAAAUAUCAUGUUGAAGCUUGGUCUUGAGGACCCCCAGCCCUGCUCAAGUUCAUCAUGCUGCGAACGAAGAGAUCAAAAUUGACUGUGGUGAGGCAAUAUGGAACCAUAUAAAAGCAGCAAUUUUAUUUGCAUAUUACUGUGCCUGUUAUUUAUUGUACGUCUGGAUACGGUUGAUCGGGAAAACGGAACUAUACAGAAUACCAGUACUAUUAGUGAGGUUACCUAAUAAACCCAGUUUGAAACUCUGAAUGUUUGCCAUUUUUAGGAGGUUAUAGGAUAGUGAUAAAUGUUUGAACAAGGAUAAGGGUAAGGAUGAAGGUUUAUUG
Molecule: messenger RNA, 2252 nt
Organism: Hibiscus syriacus
Lineage: Eukaryota; Viridiplantae; Streptophyta; Magnoliopsida; Malvales; Malvaceae
Product: NADPH-dependent diflavin oxidoreductase 1-like
Exons: 12
Coding region: 70-1953 (627 amino acids)
Cellular component (GO): cytosol
Molecular function (GO): NADPH-hemoprotein reductase activity; flavin adenine dinucleotide binding; FMN binding
Source: RefSeq, a predicted model, not a curated record